AAAUUGGAACUAGGAUUUACACUUGGUUUUUGUAAGAAAGCUGACGGCUAUUCGUUGGCCGCACAAGACUUUGGCAUUGACACAAGAGCGACAAUGGCCGCGAUGUUGGUGCGUAACGCCAUGCAGCGCGCCGUGGCGUUCCUGCAGCACAAGAUGUUCCCGACGUCUCAGACACCAGCGCUGAUCCUGGCUCCGCUGGCGCUCAACGGUGCUUCAUCCGCGCUUCCCUCCAACCCGUUGAGUGACGCUAUCUGGCUGGCCGCCCCCAAGUCCAAGGUGACGCCGUCUCGCAAGAAGAUUAGAAACAACGACCUGAGCAAGCGUCUCAAGAACAUCGUGCACUUCCAGGACUGCCCCAUGUGCGGAGAGAAGAAGCUGCGUCACCGUUUGUGCAUGAGCUGCUUUAAGAAGGGCAAGUACUUUGUGUAAAUGACGGGUUCCAACUUCCCACACAUCAGACUGAGGCUUACAGGUCUAAGGAAGAUGAAUAUAUAGAUGUCUGCUUUGCAGACGAACACCGACACCUUCUUCACCGUGAGCUUCAUUAAAUAGUUUCUUAUUCGCC
Phytophthora nicotianae INRA-310 is the source of this 565-nucleotide messenger RNA. RefSeq names its product ribosomal protein L32. Gene Ontology annotation, cellular component: mitochondrial large ribosomal subunit. Gene Ontology annotation, molecular function: structural constituent of ribosome. The transcript is spliced from 2 exons. The record is from RefSeq and is a predicted model, not a curated record. Lineage: Eukaryota; Oomycota; Peronosporomycetes; Peronosporales; Peronosporaceae. The coding region runs from base 94 to 429 and encodes 111 amino acids. Gene Ontology annotation, biological process: translation.